AUGGCGUUCCCUUUCCGUCCUUCUUCGGUCGGAUGGGGCCUCGCCGAUCAUCGAUCGUCCCACUCCCGCGUUUUUGCUCCUCUCCCUCUCUCCUUAAGCUUCCUUCCUCCCACCGCAGCUUGCACCCAGCGCAAUGCCAUGCUACGAGUAGGCCACCCACCACACACACUCGUUCGCCUCCCCCUCCUUUCACUCUUGCUGUCGUUUUUCAAGUUCCCGCCGUCUGUCUCCGCAGCAGUUUCCACCACCACCGUCGACGACACCUCGUCGCAAUGGACGUUCACCGGCGAGUGGACCGCCGUCUCACCAGAGAAACCAUGCGAUGGGUGUGCGUCGAAGCCUGACAUAAGCCAGGUCGAGGGCGGGACGUUCCACGACGGGAACUACAUGCGGGGCAGCGCCGAGAAAACCGGCGGGAGCCUCUCCUUCUCGGGUUCGGCGGUGUCCAUCUACGGCAUCGCGCAGGACACCUCCAUGCCCGACAUCGUCUUCACGCUCGACUCUUCCCCCUCCUCAACAUUCUGGUACGCCGGCAGCGAGCGGUUCUUGUACCGUACACUGUUCUUCGCUGCCUCUGGACUGACCAAUGGCCCGCACACGGUGUCGUGGGUGUUCAAUACGCAUGCGGGCAGCCCCCGGGACUUGCAGGCGGCGCUAUUCGACUACGCAGUAGUUACCGCCGGGACCGCCGAUCCGGCGCCCGGACCGGGACCGGGACCCGCGCCCGCGCCACAGGGCGUUGGCAGCACAGGAGAGUCAAAGUUGCCGUCGAGCGGUACCGGUGCGACGACUUCUGUGCCCCUGACAGGGUCUGGACCGCAUUCACUGUCUUCCUCACCGCCCAGCACCCACUCCACCCCGGCUGGCAGCGCGGCGGGCGCCAUUGUCUCUUCCGGAGCGACUACUAACACUGUGUCCAACUCCAAUUCACCCAGUACCAACUCCGGGGCCUCUGGGGCUCCUGCAGCCGCCCCGCCCAAGUCUGCGUCGCACAUUGCUGCCAUCCUCGGCGCCGUGUUUGGCACACUCGGGGCCGCGAUCAUCGUUGGCCUGGCUCUUUGCCUGCACAGACGGAGGGGCCGCCAGCGACGGCGACACAGCCUCCUUGUUGCGCGGCCGGUCACGGACUACAAGCCCGACGGACCGAUGGGGGUGGAAGAGGCUAUCGAGAUGAGCGGUGGCGGGUCACGGGGCCGCGUCAGGCGCACGCUGCUCGUGCAUCCGUUUGUGGAGACGGACGUGGAGACAGGCGUGUCGGCGGAGCAGCUCUCGAAAGCGCGGGAAGCGGGGUACGGCGCCUCGCCCACCGGUACCGCGACGGCGUCGACGGCCCGGCUGCUCCCGGGUCUGCACACCCAAACAGAAACACACCCGUCUCCAUUGUCGCCCGACACGCCGAGCACGGGCACGCCAACGUCCGCGGUGACCGCGCGCGAGCGGCUGCUCGAGGCGCGGCUCGCACAGCUCGAGGCGACGCUCGCCGGGGCCGCCGCCGCCGCCGUACAUCGCGGAUUCGGAGGGAGAGGCGGACCGGUGACGCGGACGUUUACCUAUUUAUGCUAG
This is a messenger RNA of Mycena indigotica, 1563 nucleotides long. RefSeq names its product Myb-DNA-bind-2 domain-containing protein. Bases 1 to 1563 code for a protein of 520 amino acids. The record is from RefSeq and is a predicted model, not a curated record. Lineage: Eukaryota; Fungi; Basidiomycota; Agaricomycetes; Agaricales; Mycenaceae. The transcript has 4 exons.